GCGCUCUUCGUGUCGUUGCCCGCCAUGUUCUUCCUGAAGCAGCUUUCGCGCGAUCUCCUGCUGCACCCGAUGCACUUCGGGCCUAAGUUGCACGAUAUUAUCCGUUUGCGACUAAUCGAGGAGGUGGAGGGCACGUCGAUGGGCAAAUAUGGCUACGUCAUCACUGUCACAGAGGUGCGGGACGAGGAUAUCGGCAAGGGCGUGAUCCAGGACAACUCGGGCUUCGUGUGCUUUAAUAUCCGCUACCGCGCCAUUCUCUUCCGCCCGUUUAAGAACCAGGUGCUGGACGCCGUCGUGACAGUCGUGAACCAGCUUGGAUUCUUCGCCGAUGUGGGGCCACUGCAGGUUUUCGUGUCCCGACACGCCAUGCCAACGGACCUCAACAACGGCUACGACCACGAGAGCAACGCGUGGAUCUCGGACGAUCGCGAAGUCGAGAUCCGUAAGGGCUGUGGUGUGCGACUCAAGAUCAUGGGCGUCAGCGUCGACGUCACGGAGAUCAACGCUAUCGGAACCAUCAAGGAUGAUUAUUUAGGCCUCAUUUCGUCCGACAACUAACCUUCCGGUCGUGAUACACUCUUGCCGUCAAUAGUGCUUGCCACUUUUGGAUAGAAAUGACUAUUUCUUUUGA
This is a messenger RNA of Phytophthora infestans T30-4, 631 nucleotides long. Its product is annotated as DNA-directed RNA polymerase II 19 kDa polypeptide. The record is from RefSeq and is a predicted model, not a curated record. Gene Ontology annotation, molecular function: single-stranded RNA binding; single-stranded DNA binding; translation initiation factor binding. Lineage: Eukaryota; Oomycota; Peronosporomycetes; Peronosporales; Peronosporaceae. Gene Ontology annotation, cellular component: P-body; RNA polymerase II, core complex. The transcript has 2 exons. The coding region runs from base 25 to 558 and encodes 177 amino acids. Gene Ontology annotation, biological process: positive regulation of translational initiation; positive regulation of nuclear-transcribed mRNA poly(A) tail shortening; transcription initiation at RNA polymerase II promoter.